GGAAAGAAACAACAAUGAAAGCUGGAAGCUUGCGACUUCUUGCCACAGGAGGAAGGCUCUUGCUCCUAUUUGCAGAUCUGCACCUACAAAAUAGACCAAGAGGUCUGGUAGCAGCUGAUAGGUGGUUGUUUUUAAUGCAGUAGUGUCAUUAGCUGGCUGAAGACUAAACAUGAGAAUAGCAGGUGCUGCAAAGUUGGUAGUAGUCGUAGCAAUAUUUUUACUGACGUUUUAUGUCAUCUCUCAAGUGUUUGAAAUAAAAAUGGAUGCAAACUUAGGACACAUAUUUGCUAGAUCAGCAUUGGAUGCAGCUGUGCGUUCUACAAAACCUCCAAGAUACAAAUGUGGGAUCUCUAAAGCUUGUCCUGAAAAACAUUUUGCAUUCAAAAUGGCAAGUGGAGCAGCAAAUGUAGUUGGACCUAAAAUUUGUGUAGAAGAUAAUGUUUUAAUGAGUGGAGUGAAAAAUAAUGUUGGCAGAGGAAUAAAUGUGGCCUUGGUCAAUGGUAAAACAGGAGAAACAUUAGACACUAAAUUCUUUGACAUGUGGGGAGGAGAUGUGGCUCCAUUUAUCGAAUUUCUGAAGUCUAUCCAGGAUGGAACAAUAGUGUUAAUGGGAACAUAUGAUGAUGGUGCAACCAAGCUUAAUGAUGAAGCACGGAAACUGAUUGCUGAAUUAGGAAGCACAUCUAUUGCUAACCUGGGCUUUAGAGACAACUGGGUCUUCUGUGGUGGAAAAGGAAUUAAGACUAAAAGUCCAUUUGAACAGCAUAUAAAGAACAACAAGGACACAAAUAAAUAUGAAGGCUGGCCAGAAGUUGUUGAGAUGGAAGGCUGUAUCCCUCAGAAGCAAGACUAAAUGAAAACAAAGGCAAGGGGAGAGAAUCUGGAAGAAAAUGCACUUUCUGCUAUUAUUAGGGAGAGGGCUAUGAAGGAGACUGUACUGUAAAUAAUAUUUUUAAAGCAUGCAACCAUCUUGUCGGUGUGUGCAUGAGCACUGACAUUUUGAAUAUUCGGAUUAUUUAUUGCUAACACACAUAGAACUCCGUUUUGUAAAUACGUCCAAAAUAAAAGAAACAUCAAGUCAUUUCUAUGCAGGUUUCUUAAAAGCACAGUAGUUUUCCUGUGGUAAAUAAUAUCUUGUAGAUCAACUGGCUAACAUGGCAUAUGCGGAUAAUAAACAGAUCCUGACAAAUGUUGUACUGUUCUCUUAACAAUGUUGCUGUGAGUAUGUAAGCUUUGUGGAAUAUUGUAGAUUUUAGUGAUAAGUUAAUAAAGAGCUCUAUUUUUUUUUUAUCCUCUGCCUUUUUAAUGGCAGCAUCACUUUCUAUUAAAACUGUUUGGUUAUUCUAAUACCAGGUGCUCCAGAAACUUAUUUUGUAGUCCCCUGUCAAAAACUGAAUAAUCGGCAAAGGAAGAAUACAUGAUGGCAUAACACAGAUAUGCCUUGAGAAGCACAACAUAGAAUAUUUUUAUUAGGGGAAGAACAGAAGUAAAUAUGUAAAUAGUCAUGAUAACAGCUUGGAAGGAUCUGUACUUGAAAAUGCUUGUUUCAGGGUAUGCAAUUGUGUGCACCUUUAUCACCUAUGUUACACUUAAUGUGAUCUGAGGCAAUUUGUUCUUACAGUGAGAUGUUUGAGAAAGCAUUGUGUCUUGGGUUGUGUGACAUUUCAACUUAACUGACAAUAUUUCCUUCAUCCUUUUUGUUCUUUUUUUAAUGGAAAAUAGGGACCAAGUUGAAGUGGCCUUAUCCUUUAGCUUGUACCACAGCUGUGAGGGAACACUGCUUGCUUUGGAAAUUUCUGUUUUAAGUAGGGCCAGCUUGAACUUUUCCUGAAACCGAGUUAGCGUGAUGUAACUGAUGGUGUCGUUAUUCACAAAAUAGGGGCUGGCAGAGAAGUGGGUGUACUCUCUUGGAGCUUUAUGUCAUGAGUUCUGGUUUAAUCUUCACAAACUUCUAGCUAAUACUGUGGGGCAGAAGGCACAAAAGAUUUUUGAGGAACUUACAGUGUGAGUUGAGCAGAGCAACUUUCAAAAUACUGUUAUUGUUGUUGUCUUCCAAGACAAUUCUGUGCACAAAAAAAUUCAAGUAAUAUUGGGAAUUACCUUGUGAGUCAAAUAAAUAACCUGUGAUACCAGAAUAAUACUGGAUUCAGAGUUCUGUAUGUUUAGCUUGUUAAAUAAUGUGGUUUUCCCUCAAGUUUAAUGUAGAACAGCAAUAAACUGCACCUUAUACAGUGAAACUG
Melopsittacus undulatus (budgerigar) is the source of this 2240-nucleotide messenger RNA. It is a transcript of the gene FAM3C, whose product is annotated as FAM3 metabolism regulating signaling molecule C. NCBI's taxonomy places the organism in Eukaryota, Metazoa, Chordata, Aves, Psittaciformes, Psittaculidae. The transcript has 10 exons. Bases 170 to 853 code for a protein of 227 amino acids. The record is from RefSeq and is a predicted model, not a curated record.